Molecule: messenger RNA, 1047 nt
Organism: Kogia breviceps (pygmy sperm whale)
Lineage: Eukaryota; Metazoa; Chordata; Mammalia; Artiodactyla; Physeteridae
Gene: GBX2
Product: gastrulation brain homeobox 2
Exons: 2
Coding region: 1-1047 (348 amino acids)
Biological process (GO): regulation of nervous system development; regulation of transcription by RNA polymerase II
Cellular component (GO): nucleus
Molecular function (GO): DNA-binding transcription factor activity, RNA polymerase II-specific; RNA polymerase II transcription regulatory region sequence-specific DNA binding
Source: RefSeq, a predicted model, not a curated record
AUGAGCGCAGCGUUCCCGCCGUCGCUGAUGAUGAUGCAGCGCCCGCUGGGGAGUAGUACCGCCUUCAGCAUAGACUCGCUGAUCGGCAGCCCGCCGCAGCCCAGCCCCGGCCAUUUCGUCUACACUGGCUACCCUAUGUUCAUGCCUUACCGGCCGGUGGUGCUCCCGCCGCCGCCGCCGCCGCCGCCCGCGCUGCCCCAGGCCGCGCUGCAGCCGGCGCUGCCGCCCGCGCACCCUCACCACCAGAUCCCCAGCCUGCCCACCGGCUUCUGCUCCAGCUUGGCGCAGGGCAUGGCGCUCACCUCCACGCUCAUGGCCACGCUGCCCGGCGGCUUCUCCGCGUCUCCCCAGCACCAGGAGGCGGCGGCUGCCCGGAAGUUCGCGCCGCAGCCGCUGCCUGGCGGUGGCAACUUCGACAAGGCGGAGGCGCUGCAAGCCGACGCGGAGGAUGGCAAAGGCUUCUUGGCCAAGGAGGGCUCCCUGCUUGCCUUCUCCGCGGCCGAGGCUGUGCAGGCGUCGCUCGUCGGGGCUGUCAGAGGGCAAGGGAAAGACGAGGCAAAGGCGGAAGAGGACCCGAAGGGCAAGGAGGAGAGUCUCUCGCUGGAGAGCGAUCUGGACUACAGCUCGGAUGACAAUCUGAGCGGCCAGGCGGCUCACAAGGAGGAAGACCCCGGCCGCGCGCUGGAGGGGACCCCGCCGAGCGGCGGCGGCGCGGGCGGCACCGCGUCUACGGGCAAGAACCGGCGGCGGCGGACGGCCUUCACCAGCGAGCAGCUCCUCGAGCUAGAGAAGGAGUUCCACUGCAAAAAGUACCUCUCGCUGACAGAGCGCUCACAGAUCGCUCACGCCCUCAAACUCAGCGAGGUGCAGGUGAAAAUCUGGUUCCAGAACCGCCGGGCCAAGUGGAAACGAGUGAAAGCCGGCAAUGCCAAUUCCAAGACCGGGGAGCCCUCCAGGAACCCCAAGAUCGUUGUCCCCAUCCCCGUCCACGUCAGCAGGUUCGCCAUUAGAAGUCAGCAUCAGCAGCUGGAGCAGGCCCGACCCUGA